Molecule: messenger RNA, 2484 nt
Organism: Poecilia latipinna (sailfin molly)
Lineage: Eukaryota; Metazoa; Chordata; Actinopteri; Cyprinodontiformes; Poeciliidae
Gene: gmnc
Product: geminin coiled-coil domain containing
Exons: 6
Coding region: 402-1427 (341 amino acids)
Biological process (GO): negative regulation of cell cycle; negative regulation of DNA replication
Cellular component (GO): nucleus
Source: RefSeq, a predicted model, not a curated record
UUCUGCGCGCUGAUUGGACAAGCCGGCACGUGCGUGACUGCGGGAGGUGACACCUGUUGCUGCGCGUGGGAGGAAAUCUCUGCAGCUUUGCUCACACUGAACUCACAUCACAGGCAGAAAUUCACCCUCUCACCAAAGUUUCCUCUCAUCCUGCAGCUUUAGGACCAGAACCCGGACCCGGUUCUGGUUCGGCACUGAGGAUUUUUCCCGCCUCGCUUCCCGUCCCUGUGGUUCCUGGAGAGUCCGGUGCGCUUUACGCACAGCGCGGAGGAGACGCGGCGCGUUCAGGUCUGCAUGUCGAGGCUCUGAAUGGCUCAAUCUGAAGAGCACCACAGCAUCAUACUGCCAUCGCCGGGUCUCCUGCUGCACAGAGUCACUUAAACGACAUUGUUGGUGUUUCCAUGGAAACACUGGCCUCUAUGUGGGAACAUGAGCAUGACCCCACCGACCUCUGUGACCUCGAUGAGAGCAGAAACAUGCUAUCGUCUUUGUGGGAAUCCAAGUGUGCUUUCACUCCCUCUGCUGGCCUGAUGUGGACACAGCAGCUCUCGCCUCACCUCCAGAGGAACAAGCAGCUGCAGGAUGCGCUGCUGCAGAGGGAGGAAGAGCUGGCCAGGCUGCAGGAGGAGAACAGCAAACUCAGAGGAUUCCUCAGUUCCUCUUUUGUGACGAACCUGCAGGAAAAAGCGAAGAAACUGACAGCAGACAGGAGGAAUCUGAAGAGAAACCAGAGCAGCUUCGAUCAUGAACCCUCUGAGGUCAGAGGUCAUCCGUUCUCCAAGCAGAUCACUAAGAGAGUCUGCCGAAACCUGACUGCUGAGUUCUGCUCUGAGUCCUCUGCCGGGUCAGCCUCUCCAGAACCAAGCCUGGAUCUCUGGGUGCUGCGAAUGUUGGGCCUGAAGGACCAGAACACCAUCGAUGCGUCCAGCGAAUCAGAGUCCAGCUUAAAGGAUCUGGUGUACUGCGACGCCUUUGGUUCCCCGGUGUCCACUCCAUCCUCUGUCCACAGCUAUUGCCAAACCGCCGCAGGGGAGACGGACCACCUGUCCUCUGAAGGCACCUUUUCUGCCAGGCCAGUACCAACCUGCUCCGGACCUGUCGGAGCCUUGCCUAGCUCUGCGCUGACAGAGAUCUGCUCCACCAGAGGCGUCCAGCUGCUGGAGUCCAGCUGGACUCCAAACGAGCAACUCUGCUUCACCUCCAGGUCGUCUUCCGGUUCUGUUCUGAACAAAUCUCAGGCGCCCUCUAGUGGCUGCAGCGCUACGUCAUCACAGUCGCUUCACAAACCGACAGAUUUGGCUUUCAGCAUGUCCCUCAGUCCGUCCAGCAGCGUGAAGACACACAGCUUCCCCCAGGGACAGGCCUUCAUCAGGAAGGACACGGGGGGCCGGUGGAACUUCACAUGGGUUCCCCGACAGGAACCAUAGCUGACCCGAAGGAACUGCAACUGACCCGAAGGAACCGUAACCGACCCGAAGGAACUGCAACUGACCCGAAGGAACCGCAUCCGACCCGAAGGAACUGCAACUGACCCGAAGGAACCGUAACCGACCCGAAGGAACCGUAUCCAACCUGAAGGAACCGUAUCCAACCCGAAGGAACCGCAUCCGACCCGAAGGAACCGUAACCGACCCGAAGGAACCGUAACCGACCCGGAGGAACACAAAAGAAUCAUAUCUGACCCAGAGGAACCGUAACCGACUCGAAGGAACCGUAUCCAACUUGAAGGAAUUCUAACAGACAUGAAGGAACCGCAACCGACCCGAAGGAACCGUAAUCGACCCGAAGGAACCGUAACCGACCCGAAGGAACCGCAUCCGACCCAAAGGAACCGCAUCCGACCCGAAGGAACCGCAUCCGACCCGAAGGUUCCCCCUGCAGAAAGAGACACCUGCUGUCUAUAAAGUUACUCAAUUAAAACCUAACAGCAAUAAUUUGGAUUAUUUCAUUUUAACAAGAGUAAAAAAUGGGGAUCAAUUUUUCAAAGUCUGGUUUUCAUCAUGGUAAUCAAUUUAUAAUUGUCAGAUUCAAACAAAAAUAUUUAACAAUUUAAUUAGCUCCAAACUAAAUAUUAAAUAUUUAGUUCCCACCCAAAUAUUUAGUGAGCAAGCAAACUAUUUAGCUCCAAACUAAAUAUUUAGCUCUUAGCUAGACAAACGUUUAGUUACCUCAGAGAUGAAAAUGUCAUUUACAAACUGCUUAGCUCAGAGUUAAAUGUUUAGCUAAUGUGCAAAUUCAAUUCCAGAUAAGUGGAAGUAGACUAUCAAAAUAAAAGGUGGGUCUUCAGAAAUUUGGUUUGAACCAAAUAUAGCUUACUGGCUAAAUAUUUUGCUUGCAAAAUAAUUUUUUGUCUUGUAACAAGAUAUUUGGCUUGUUAACUAAAUAUUUAGUUAACUGUAACAUUUAUAAACUUAUGAAUAAAAUGGUGAAAAUAUGACUGAAAAUUUAACGCCCCCUUUUUCUUAUGAGUCUACAUAACUGAAA